ACAUAUGGCGUUUUUCACUGGUCGAUUCGGAGCAGGAUUUCUUGCUCCGCGGCAACGAAUCCGAAUUUCACUGGUCGAUCAGGAGCGGGUUCGCGCUUUCCACUGGUCGUUUCGGAUCAACUCGCUCCGCGCCGGAUCGCUCUCACUUGCUCCGCCACCGAGGCGCGGAUUCGGGCGGAAAUAGCACGCGUCACUUCCGUCUUCAAGUGAAAUCGGUACGCACAACAUUGUGCUGCUUCGCAAAAUGGCUGCGUUCGCUGCUGCUGUAGAGCUCGCGUUUAGCGAUCAGAGCAGUUCAAGCAGUAGCUCUUCUAGCUCGGACGGCAGCGAUUAUGAGGUUACUCAGGCGCUGUACGAAGCCUUCUAUCGGGAGGCCUUCUCUGAACCGCCGCGUAAAUGUCCGAGGAUUGUCGGAUUCGUUCAGGACGUUGUGCGGCAGUACUCAGAUGAGGAGUUCCGCAGGAACUUCAGAGUUUCGAGAGCUGUCGCGGACAGCCUGAUCAGUAGGUUCGAGAACUCUGAUUUCUAUCCUCGCAGUGAUCGUGGCGGGUCCCCUUCUAAAACCGCUGAAGAGCACAUUCUGGUCUUCAUCUGGUUUGCUGCAAACAAGGCGUGCUUAAGGGACGUAGCCAGUCGAUUCGGCAUUGGAGAAGAUACUGCAUUUAGGAUUGUUGAGCGCAUGCUUGAGUACUUGGUGGAAAUUGCCAAGCAAAUUAUAACGUUUCCAGCAGACCUCGAUCAGCUGUCAGAAGACUUUGAGCAGGUGUCGGGAGUGCCCAAUACAAUUGGAUGCAUUGAUGGAUCAUAUAUAAGUGUCCGGUGCCCUGCUAAAAAGGUGCGCUCUACAUAUGUCAACAGGCACAGCUAUCCAUCGUUGACUCUUCAAGCUGUGUGCGACUACCAGAAGAAGUUUCUGGACGUCACAGUUGGCAGUCCUAGCAAAAUCCAUGACUCUAGAAUUUUCAGGAAGUCUAGGCUGGCAGAGCGGUUGCCUGGCAUUUGUUGCUUUGGAAAGUUUCAUGUUCUUGGAGAUGCUGCUUAUCCACUUCGGGAUUACCUCAUCACACCAUUUCGUGACUAUGGCCAUCUGAAUUCAAGUCAACGUGCCUUUAAUAUAAAAUUUUCUGCCACCAGAGUUAAAAUUGAGAAUGCUUUUGGUGACCUCAAGGGCAGGUUCCGCCAGCUGCUGCACCUGGACUUCUUUUUCGUGGACAAAAUGAAUAAGUUCAUAAUUUCUUGUUGUGUAUUGCACAACCUGUGCAUUAGUUCUGGGGAUGUAGAUGUGCCACCAUAUAGUGACGAUGUAAGCACAGCGUGGAACUGGCAAGCACCACCAGAUGAUGACAGCCACAGCUGCGGCCCCCUGACAUCGAGUGAAGCCGCACUGCGUCGACAAGGGGAGGAAAAGCGGGGGCACUUGAUUCAAGCAAUGCUAGAGAGGAACCUACCCACCUAG
Messenger RNA from Dermacentor silvarum, 1456 nucleotides. RefSeq names its product putative nuclease HARBI1. Lineage: Eukaryota; Metazoa; Arthropoda; Arachnida; Ixodida; Ixodidae. The transcript is spliced from 4 exons. Bases 245 to 1456 code for a protein of 403 amino acids. The record is from RefSeq and is a predicted model, not a curated record.